This is a messenger RNA of Strongylocentrotus purpuratus (purple sea urchin), 1317 nucleotides long. RefSeq names its product mediator of RNA polymerase II transcription subunit 31 (gene med31). The coding region runs from base 72 to 743 and encodes 223 amino acids. Gene Ontology annotation, molecular function: transcription coregulator activity. Gene Ontology annotation, biological process: regulation of transcription by RNA polymerase II. The transcript has 4 exons. The record is from RefSeq and is a predicted model, not a curated record. NCBI's taxonomy places the organism in Eukaryota, Metazoa, Echinodermata, Echinoidea, Camarodonta, Strongylocentrotidae. Gene Ontology annotation, cellular component: mediator complex; core mediator complex.
AGAUGGAAUUUUCUUGACGUAGAGGGCUGCAGAGGGUCUUAUUAAAAAUAUAUCUUUUGUCAGCAAACCAAAUGGCAAUGCCCACUUUGGCAGGUAAUUCACAGCAUCCAAAUCAAGGGAUGGAACCUCCACAGGACCCAGAGCAGAUUCGAUUUGAAGUGGAGUUGGAGUUUGUUCAGUGCCUCGCUAACCCUCACUAUCUUAACUUUCUUGCCCAGAGAGGUUACUUCAAGGAUAAAAAGUUUGUGAAUUAUCUUCAUUAUCUUCAAUACUGGAAGGAGCCUAACUAUGCCAAAUACCUUAAAUUUCCUCAGUGUCUGCAUUUCUUGGAGCUCUUGCAGUAUGAACACUUUAGGAGAGAGUUAGCCAACGCACAGUGUGUCAAGUUCAUUGAGGAUCAGCAGCUCUUGCACUGGCAACACUAUACCCGACGGCGUAUGAGGCUGCAACAGUCCCAUCUGGAGACCACACAACAGCAGCAGCAACUUGCCCAGCAACAGCAGCAACAAGGUGUUGCAGGGGCUACCGGUGGUGUGGCUGCAAGUGGAGUUGCUAACCAGCCUGCAGGUCCGGGGAUCAUGCAGGCACCCUUACCACCUCAGCAACAUCCACAUCAGCAACAACAACAACAUCCGUCUCUACAACAGCAGCAACAGCAACAAAUGGCUUCGCAAAUGAGAACAGGGCAACAAGAUCAGAAACCUUUACAACAGGGAUCUGCAACACAACAAACGAUGAAAUGAGAAGUUCUAACAAAGAAUAAGUCAAUCUCUCAACUCUGCCUUAUGUCCCGCAAAGAGUUAUUUUGAUGCUAAAGUUGCUGUUUGAAGUAUCGGUGUGCAGAACAAUUCAGAAGAGGCUGUUUUAAAUGUUCAUUGGAAGCAAGAUGGAACCAUCGAGUGAAGCCAUGUUGGCAGACUCACUACAAUGGAGCCUCAUGAUAACAAACUCUGGGACCAAGGAAAUGCCCUUGUUGUUUAUAAUUUGUGCUAUUUCAGGGCCCCGUCUUAUGAAGAGUUGAUAUCAAUCGCAACUCAUUUGCGUUUGAUAUCCAUUGUAACUACAGUGUAUGUACAUAAGAGAAAGGAGACUGCAACUUAAAAUUGAUUGGAGGACUUGAUUUGGAUCAAUCCCAGCUCUUUCUUAGAUAGGGUCUAGGACUAAAACAAUAGAGAAUGAAGAGUUGGGGGCGGCAAAAUUACCUAAAUACAAAAUAAGGGUUUUAUUUAGAUUGUGUAUGAGUUAUGGUAUGCUCUUACUCGCAAAUUUUAAUUCGCUCGUCGCAAAAGCAACCUCGAGUUUCCUCAAUUUUGUAAA